This is a messenger RNA of Radiomyces spectabilis, 1735 nucleotides long. RefSeq names its product ribonuclease CAF1. Gene Ontology annotation, molecular function: snRNA binding; metal ion binding; 3'-5'-RNA exonuclease activity. Bases 267 to 1613 code for a protein of 448 amino acids. NCBI's taxonomy places the organism in Eukaryota, Fungi, Mucoromycota, Mucoromycetes, Mucorales, Radiomycetaceae. The record is from RefSeq and is a predicted model, not a curated record. The transcript is spliced from 2 exons. Gene Ontology annotation, cellular component: cytoplasm; Cajal body. Gene Ontology annotation, biological process: snRNA 3'-end processing.
CUCCAAACCAUUUUCCUUCCUCGCACAUACCCUUUUUGUGUCUACGCGAUUUUUUUAUUAACGACAUUCAAAGCAAUGAUAGCACGCAUAGGUUUUGUCGAAACCUGGUGGUGCUGAUAAUAAGUUAUGGUAUGGCGAUGGGCAUACCAUUGGGUACAAUGUUAGACUCUAUCGAAACAGUCACUUAUGCUGCAGAAAGUUAAAAAAAAAUCACUGCGCCUUUCUUUUUUCCUUGCUUUCAAACCAUUUCAAACGAUCCCAAGAGCAUGCCACCGAAAGUAGUUGAACCGGCGAUCGCAUAUAAUGAAGUAUCCACCGAGAAUUUCAGGGCGCUCUAUCCUAUCAUACUCGAGAAAAUAGCCCAUGCCAGUUACAUUGCCAUUGACACUGAAUUCACCGGUCACGGUGAACGAGUCGCCACCAACAUGGAACACCGAUACAAGACCAUCAGUGCCGUCAUACGAACGCACGCCAUCUUAUCCUUUGGUAUGACGAUCAUCAAUCGUACCGAUGAGCCGAAUGUAUUUUCAGUCCACAAUUUUGAAUUCCUCACAAGCAAUCAGGAGGACUUUUGUGUGACGCCGCAGAAUCUCAAAUUUCUGGCCGACAAUGGGCUGGAUUUCACUCGUCACUUUUCGGUAGGCAUUCCUUACAAAGCCGGGACCCAAAGUAAUCCGGAGCCUUACAGUUUGCGGCAAUUAUGGUGUAGCAUUCUUCAAAUCAUUCGGCAAAAACAAAUUCCAAUCGUCGUUCACAACGGUAUCCUUGAUCUCAUGUACAUCUAUCAAAGUUUUAUUGCCGAUUUGCCUCAGGCACUACAACCCUUCAUCGCCGAUCUUACCGAAAUCUUUUCCGGAGGCAUCUAUGAUACCAAAUAUCUUGCUUCGCACGUCACCAACGAACCGAAAACAUUCUUAGCCUACCUGUACUGCAAAUAUGAUCGUCUCAAUCAUGGGGACCACAGUUUCUCGAUCCGAGUGGAGGAUCCUUUACCCGUGCCAGAACUUUCUUUAGCGGACCAAGAGUCCCCAAAACGACUACGCGACAACGCUUCCACACCCUUAAGUCGAUCACAGAAACGUCGAAGGCGGCUACGACGCGAUGCGGGUGAUGAAUCGUCAGAGGGUGGUGUCUGUGCGGAGUAUGCACAAAAGGGAUGGUGUCAUCGUGGUAAAAGCUGUCCACGGUCGCAUGAUUUACAGCUGAUUCUUGAUAAAGAUGAUAUUCCACCCAGACCGGUCAAAGCAGACGAAGCAUCUGUAACUACUAGUGAUAACACCCAGAGUGAAAAUGAAACCUCGACGAAUACCGUUGCGGAGGACUCUGUGGCAGAUGUACCAACCCCCACGUCCGAACAAGAAGAACCGAAAAAACGAAGAGAUCAUGCUGCUCAUUUUGAUGCCUACAUGACCGCCUUUGUCUUUUGUCAUUUCGGGAUGACUCUGGGCAAAACCCUUUCAUCCCACAUCAAUCGACUCAAUAUUGUACGACUUCAUGUCCCUCUACGAAUCGAGAAAAGCGCCUAUACAAAACCGAGUGUCGCUUGGACCGAGUUAAGGGACCGCCUCUGGGAUGACGCCGCCGACAGCAGCAUUAGCGAAGAAACGACCUGAUCUCGAAGAACCACUCUCUCGUAUACUGCCAUACUUCGAUCAUGGGAAAAGACAAGUUGCAAUCGCAUACAUAAAAUUUCACAAUUCGAGUUUUCGGAGCAUACAAAAAACAUCAACCGACA